AGGGGCCGGUUCCCGAUCCGGCGGACCCUGCGCUACCUCAGCCAGGGCGAUGUCGUGUUCAAGAGCGCGGUGAAGGUGAUGACCGUGAACUACAACACAGCGGGAGAGCUGAGCGAGGGCGCGAGAAAGUUCGUGUUUUUCAACAUUCCCCAGAUCCAGUACAAGAACCCCUGGGUGCAGAUCAUGCUGUUCAGGAACAUGACCCCCUCGCCCUUCCUCCGGUUCUACCUGGACAAUGGAGAACAAGUUUUGGUUGACGUGGAAGAUAAAACCAACAAAGAGAUAACAGAGCACAUUAAAAAAAUCCUGGGGAAAAGCAAAGAAACACUUGAAAAAGAGGAAAGAGAAAGGAAAAAACUAUCACAUCCAGCAACUUUUGGGCCCAAGAAGUAUCAUCUGCGAGAAUGCAUGUGUGAGAUUGAAGGCCAAGUUCCCUGCCCUGCUUUUGUGCCACUGCCCAAAGAGAUGAGGGGAAAAUACAAAGCUGCUAUGAAAAAUGAAGCAUCAGCCUGACAAGUCGUGCAGCUGUUUUUCCUCAGGGCUGGAUGAUGACGGUGCUUCAGUGAGAGACAAGAGCUCA
Molecule: messenger RNA, 580 nt
Organism: Manacus vitellinus (golden-collared manakin)
Lineage: Eukaryota; Metazoa; Chordata; Aves; Passeriformes; Pipridae
Gene: MRPS25
Product: mitochondrial ribosomal protein S25
Exons: 4
Cellular component (GO): mitochondrion
Molecular function (GO): structural constituent of ribosome
Source: RefSeq, a predicted model, not a curated record